Molecule: messenger RNA, 5886 nt
Organism: Cloeon dipterum
Lineage: Eukaryota; Metazoa; Arthropoda; Insecta; Ephemeroptera; Baetidae
Product: ATP-dependent DNA helicase DDX11
Exons: 15
Coding region: 71-2599 (842 amino acids)
Biological process (GO): establishment of sister chromatid cohesion; nucleobase-containing compound metabolic process
Cellular component (GO): nucleus
Molecular function (GO): hydrolase activity, acting on acid anhydrides, in phosphorus-containing anhydrides; DNA helicase activity; ATP binding
Source: RefSeq, a predicted model, not a curated record
ACGAGAGAGAAAAUAUUUAUUGUUUUAUUUCAUCAAUGAGGAGAGCUUUUACUUGAUUUGUGCCAGUACAAUGGAUUCAGAAAGAUCAGAGUUCCCUUUCCCGUUCACACCCUAUACUAUUCAGUCUGAAUUCAUGAAAAGUUUGUAUUCUGCGCUAGAAAGCGGAUCUCUCGCCAUCAUGGAGAGUCCAACUGGAACAGGGAAGUCAAUGAGUCUCAUCUGCGGAGCUGUCGCUUGGCUGAAAGAUUUUGAAGCUAGAGAACUAGAACGUUUGGAAUCUUUGUCGAGUUUGCAGUCGGAAGAAAGUUCAAGUAGUGCCGAUGGCGACUGGUUCAACGCUCAAUCAAAGUUGAUAGAGAAGAAGCAAGAGGCUGAUGCUGCGAAAAAGGCUUUGAAAGACAUCAGGGAGCAGCUACAUGAAAUUAGCCUGUACCAGAGCAAGCUGAAAAAAGCCAAGGAAUAUGCUGAAAUCAGGCAUCGAGCAAAAACAAUUUCAACAAACCCUGAAGUUGAUGUGUCGGACUUGGAAUUGCUUCUUCUUGACGGGGACGUUCCUUUGCAUGAAGAAAAAGAAGAUGAGCGUGAAGAAAAAUCCCGCUUACCCAAAAUUUUUUACUGCAGCAGGACGCAUUCUCAGCUGGCUCAGUUUGUUUCUGAAAUUAAAAAGAGUCCGUACGCAAAAGACCUGCGAGUGAUCACCCUGGGCUCAAGACAAAAUUACUGCGUCAAUGAGGAUGUGCUCAGUCUAAAGAGCAACAAUUUGAUAAAUGAAAAGUGCUUACAACUGCGGCAGAAUAAACCACCUUCUGGUCCCACGCCAGGAAAAAAGCAAAAGCGAGAGCAUUGUCCAUUUGGGUGCAACGCCAGCGGGCUUGAAUCUCUUCACAUGACUGCUAUGACAGAGGUGCUUGACGUUGAAGAUCUGGUGAAACUGGGCAAGAAAGAGGGAGCUUGCCCUUACUACAGUGCAAAAGCAAGUGUGGAUGACGCGCAAGUGGUCGUUGCCCCGUACAACAUUCUCCUUCUGAAAGAAUCUCGAGAGGCAUAUGGCAUUGAUCUCAAAGGAAAUGUGGUUAUCAUUGACGAGGCUCACAAUUUGCUGGAAACGGAAAGCAGCAUUCACUCUGUGGAAGUUUCCUUCACUCAGGUAAAAUGUGCCCAAUCUCAGCUUACUCAGUACCUUGAGAAAUACAAAAGCAAGCUGAGUCCUGCCAAUUUGCUCAAGGUUCGGCAGCUUCUGCAAGUUCUGGGCCGUCUCCUCUCUGUGAUAGGUGACAAAUCCAAGGGGGAAGCUGAGUUGGCUUUCACAAUGGAUGAAUUUUUGGAUAAAUCAGAACUGAUUGAUUUCAAUUUGAUGGAACUUGUGAGCUUUGCUGAAAGGUCAAGACUGGCUCAAAAGCUCAACGGAUUCACUAUUCGCUUCAAUCCAACGCUAGAGUUUUCCAGCACAGCUGCUACAAGUGCCCCAGCACCCACAACUGGCUUGCAGGGUUUCCUGAGCAAACUGAACCAAAGCAAAGCUUCUCCAGCAAUUUUGGAAGCGGUGGCAGCUAAACCAACAAUAUUGGAGAGCGGAGUGGGCAUCAACCCAAUCCUUCAAGUACUUGGUUUAUUGAAGAAGUUGACGUGUCGGACUGAGUCAGGCCGCGUCGUCAGCCGACAAGGCUCUAUCAAGUUCCUGCUGCUCAACCCAGGCAGCAUGUUUGCAGACGUGAUUGGUGAGGCUCGCGCUGUCGUGUUGGCUGGAGGAACCAUGAAGCCCACCUGGGACGUGCGGCAUGAACUUUUCAACGACUCUGACAGAAUUGUUGAGCACUCGUUCGGCCACGUCGUUCCAGCAGAGAAUAUCCUACCAAUGGUGCUCAGCAGUGCUCCCAGCCCGUGCACUUUCGACUUCUCCUUCGAGUGUAGAUCCAAUCGUGACAUGAUAAAAGCGUUGGGCCGCACGUUGUCGAAUAUCUCCGCAAUUGUGCCGAAUGGAAUGGUUGUGUUUUUCCCUUCAAAUAAAUACCUGGACCAGGUGUUCAAAGUUUGGAAGGAGGAGGGCCUUGACAAGUCGAUUGAGAAGCAAAAGAAGCUUUUUAAAGAGCCAGAUGCGAGCUCACAGGUUGAGCGAGUGUUGAAAGAGUACGCGUUUUACUGCAAGCCAUCGGCAGAAACAGCAGCGUUUAGGAAUGGUGCCAUCCUUCUCUCGGUUGUUGGUGGUCGACUAAGUGAAGGCAUCAAUUUCUCUGAUGAGCUUGGCCGUUGUGUGGUAGUAGUUGGUUUACCUUAUCCAAACAGCAAGUCAGCAGAGCUUCAAGCCAAAAUGGAGUACCAGAGGACCAAAUUCAAAUCGGUGUCUUUAGGCAAAGAUCCUGGCUCUGAAUAUUACAACAACUUGUGCAUGAAAGCGGUUAAUCAGUGCAUUGGAAGGGCCAUUCGACACCGCAAUGACUACGCAGCCAUGAUUCUACUCGAUAGGAGAUAUGAGGCGCAGCAUGUCAAAUCUGCUCUGCCCGGCUGGAUUGAAAACAACCUGACCAUUUGUAAAAACUUUGGCUCAGCAUUCAGCGCACUGAGAAAGUUCUUUGGUGAGAAGAAAAGCAAAAGUGGUUAACUCAUUGUCAGGUCAGUUCAUUGUUCUUUAAAAAUACAAAUAUUUCUGCUUCCAACACACCAAGCAUUAUCUCAAACGUCCUCAUCAACUUGAGUCCGCAAUUUUCGGCACAUUCCUUUAAAAAUUGUCUCUCGCUUCUUGCAAAGAGCAAAAUGGCUCGACGACCAGGCUUCAAAACGCGCACAAUCUCACUCAUAACGUCGGGGAUGAGGGUUCUAAAGCCGUCUUUGCUGUAUUUCAAGCCAAAGGGCAAAUCGCACAGUAUGUGGUCCACCAAAUCACGCCUCAAAGGCAAUUUAGUCGCGUCAGCGAGCAGAAGUAAAGUAUUAUUAGAAACCUUGGCCACUGCAAGCUGCGCUGGAUCGUUGUCAACUCCGAUUUUCACAGUCCUUAAGAGGCACUUUGCGUUUGGUAUGCUUCCCUUUCCGCACAUCGGGUCUAAAAUAACUUCUCCGGUGCUCAGUGGUCGUUCAAAGAACCUGAGAGGGUUAUAAUUUCUUAACUUUUUGUUGCUGAAUUUUACAUUUUAAAAUAUUUGAAUACUGAUGUUUUGAAAUUAUUACAAAAAGCCGUAAGUGAUAAGAACCAAUCUUUUUUAAUACUGGAAGCUUAACUUUUUACAACAAAAGUGUAUUCAAUUUCUCAACAAGUUUCUCAGAUAUAUUAAAAAAAAUUUAAUUUUGAAACUAAAAAUAAUACUAUUCAGUUAAAUAUCAUCAAAAAACAAAAAGCGUGAACACCCUAUAUUUUUAGAAUAUUGUGGUAGUAAAAAAAUCUCCCAAUCAGCUAAAUUAAAAUCUCUGCAGUUCCUAGGGACAAAAAUUAUUUUUUCAUUCCUUGAAAGUUAAAUUUUAAUCUUUGUGUUCGUCAUUGAAAGCAUUAUUUUUCUACUCAAAUUAUUUUCAUUGCAUCUGUCUUAUUAAAUCGUUUGUACCUGAGGUUGUCAUGACUGAGGGUGAGACACAUGGCCAUCGCACUGGCCGUGGUGCUCCUGAGUCCAAACUGCAGUGUCCCGCUAGUUAAGGCCAUUCCGACAGUCACAAAAGCGUCUGAAACGUGCACGUCGAUGCUCACUUGAGCGCCCCUCGCGACAAACUCCAGGGAUUGCACGCUCAGCCGCAGACACUUGCUCAGGCUGCCUGCCAGUCUUUCUGGUUUAAAAAUUUUUCUUUUGCCGCCGCUGACUUUUACGUUCAGUCUGGCUAACACUUUUUCUUCCGACUCCUCGUCCUUAAGAAGCCUCCAGUAUCUUACGCUUCUCUCCCAGGGAACCUACCGCAAAAAUUUGAUUCAGUUAUGAUUAAAUUUUAAGUCAUCUGGUAAAUUUAAUUUUAUCACUUUUGAGCAAAUGAAAUAUUGGAAAUAGUGGUAUAUUUUCCCAUUCAUUAUCGACUUUUUAUGUGGUCAAAAGAAAGAAAAUGUAAUGCCUUGGUUCAAACCUUUCACCAAAAUGAAACUUAAAAAACCUAAUAAUGCUAAAUUUAAAAAAUGAAUGGAAUCAGCAUCAAUAAAUAAAAGAAAACUAGUAUAUGUACUACCUAGAAAUAUCAACUUGAACGAACAAAUUUUUAACAAACAACUUCUCUUGACUCAAUUUUGAAUUUAACUCAAGUUAAGGGUUAAGUCCUUUUUCUAAUUUUCUAAAUAUAUUAUUCAUAAAAAAUAAAAUACGCCCAUUCGGCAAUUAUUACUCCGUUUGUUAGCAUUUUUUGCAAUUGUGUAAAGGCAAGAGGGGCUGGCGUGUUUGGCUCGAUUUGCUGUUUGUUGUGAUAAAUGAGCACAAGCACCCUUUCUGCGGUUGUCGGCCGAAUAUUCGCACUGCUGGUCGGCGUUUCGAAAAAUAUUUUCCCCUCGAUCGCUUUCAAAAUUUUAAUUUGCUCCACUUGUAAGAGCUCUGCCUUGACAAAGGGGUCCAUUCCUCGUCCCAGCGUGCAGUAGAGGCUGACAAAGUCACCCCUGAAAAUUGUAAAUGAGCAAUUAAAUUUUUAUGGUCCCCAAUUUUGUGUUUUGUUCUCACUCCUGUGGCUGUGUCAGUGUAUCGUGGUCAGUCAUCUCUUUGUGCUGAUAGGAACUGGUGGAAACCGCAACCCCUUGUGCGUUUGUUUACAAACAGCUAGAGUCUGCAGGGCUACCAAUUAUUUCGCAGACCGAUUGAAAUGAAAAUUUUUUAUUUAAAAAAUUAUAAAUAGAAAAGGCAGGUGUGAAAAACUAUAUAUUUUUCAAGCAAAAAAUUAUCCUAUUCGACAAGGAAUAAAAAAUCAAAAUAAAUAUUUCAUUUCAUUUUUUUAAAUUUUGGGUUAAAAAUGGUUUAUUAAUUGUAACUAUGUAUGAUUUGACAAAUUGAUUGGAUGCUCAUUUUUAUAGUUUGAGAAUGACUUAAACUUUCCUGCAAAUUUGGCUCACCAAAAUUAUUUUUAAUAUUUUCACCGUUAAAGCAAAAAAAAUUAUGUAAAUAUAUAAAUAAUAUAUUAUGAGAGCUAAUGAAACUUCCUCUGCUACGAAUGAAUUAAAAAUAUUAUUGAAAUUUUUGAAAAUUAACUAAGUAAUAUUUAAAAUAGUCUAUAUAUUGUUCUUUCCACAAUGAAGCUCCAUGACUUGGUAGUCAGUUCAAAAUCUUUAGAAACGCGAAUGUCUUAAAAAAUGAAAAUUGUUUUGAAAUUUGUGUCACGAUUAAAUAUUUGGAAUUUCAGGAUUUGAAUAAAAGUCAUUUCCGAUUUUAGAGUUGAAUCUCUGCUAUGUGUAUAUUUUAAUAUAUCAGCUAUUCAUAAUAAGAUAAUUUUCUGAGUCUGUGCGUUUUUUAGUCUUGGUUCCAGGCGCCCAUCCUGCGAGUCUCGAACUCAAAUCGCAUCCUCUCCAACUUGAAUCUCUUUCGCUCCACUUUCAGUCUCUUGUACUCCACCUCGAGCAGCUCGCGCAUCACUUGCAGCUUCUGCAUCUGGAUCUCGCGCAUGUCUAGACUCUCGUCCUUGGGCUGCUCGUCCUCCACACUGGCCUCCACCUUAGGCAGGAGAAGGCAGUCAUCCUCCACUCUUCCGGCUCCUUUUCCGUCGCUGAAGUCGACGGGAACGGCGUCGGCGCCCUCUCUGAUCUGCACCUCUGGUUGGAGGAACAACUCGUCAGGGUCGGUCUCGUAGAUUUCGUCCUGAAUUGAAUUUCAGAAGAAGGUAUUAAAGAAGACGUUUUAUUUGGGGAAAGAAGAAAUUGAAUUGUAUUUAUUGUUUCAUUUAUUUUUGGGACGCUAAAAUACUCCCAUUUCAUUAAACAUCUCAAAUACUUUCAUGCAGCAA